GUCACUGCACUCUACGCAAUUGUAGAAUAGCCUGUAUGCAGAAGUUUGUGCGGGGCUCUAACCCCACUUUAUUAUUUGUACGUAAUUUUAUAAAAUCCGAAUAUUAAAUUAUUAAGUGUUCUCUUCCUUAUUUUUAUUAUAAGUUUUUGACAUAAAAAGUAUAAUAAAUAUACAUGAAAUUGUACAUUAUUUGAGGUAGUUAUGUUUUAAUUGAUCUAUUAACUACUCGUAUAUAGUAAACAAUCGAGAAUAAGCGUGUAGUGAAAAUGUCAUCCGAACCAUUAGCGAUAGUCCAGUCAAAAUUUGUGUCGGGUGAAACUGUGGUAACUGCUACGGAAGCAUCGUUGAUACAAGGCUGGAUACAGUCUUCGAGAUAUAUAGCUCUUAUUUACAAAGGUACAACUCAUGCCCUAGCAAUCUUUCUAACUUCAAGAACACCACCGCAAGUAUACAGCGAUCUCACCCUGGAAGGAAUAUUACCUAUUGAUCAAGAUUUCAAAUGUAGUAUAGAUACCAAUGGAGAAGCACAGGAUGGUCUUGAUAUAUAUAUGAAUAUUACAUCAAGAAAACUUCGUUUGAUAUUUGAAAUGAAACUUGGAGAAGCAACUAGUUCUUUAGUAUCAGAGUUAUUUCGAGCAAUAGAAGUAUAUCAAAUGGCUAAAAGCCCAGCAUCAGAAUUUUCUUGGAUUGAAAAGCUAACGAAAAGUACGAGAAAUUUAGCUACUGGAGGAAAAGAUAUACAGGAUACUGCUGAUUCUCUACUCAAUCUUGAGAAUCAUGAUUUAGCUAUACCGAGACAAAGCAUUGCCUCGGGUAGAUCCCCAGUGGCUGCAAGAGAAUCAGUGGUACGAUAUCAGAUGGCUUGUAAGGAAGAUGAUUAUACAUAUAGUAAAACAUUUCGUAUACUGACUUGCUCAUGGAACGUAAAUGGACAACCCCCAAAUGGUAUUAAAUUAGAUCAGUGGUUGAGCGCGGAUGAAGUACCACCAGACAUAUAUGCUAUCGGAUUCCAGGAAUUAGAUUUGAGCAAAGAAGCAUUUUUAUUUCAUGAAACUCCUAGAGAAGAAGAAUGGAGACAAGUUAUAGUCAAGUCGCUUCAUCCUGGAGGUGUUUAUACACAAGUCGCUCUCGUGAGAUUGGUGGGCAUAAUGUUAUUAGUAUAUACGCUUGAAGCUCAUGUACCAUUUAUCGAGAAUGUGUGCACUGACACAGUAGGAACGGGAAUUAUGGGAAAAUUGGGCAAUAAAGGUGGCGUUGCAGUAAGUUGUUGUAUUCACAACACAGCCGUUUGCUUUGUUAACGCUCAUUUGGCUGCACAUUGUGAAGAAUUUGAACGACGAAAUCAGGAUUAUGCUGAUAUUUGUGCGAGAUUGUCUUUCACGAAAUACGUGCCGCCUAAAAGUUUUAAGGAUCACGACCAGAUUUAUUGGUUGGGAGAUUUGAAUUAUCGGAUAACGGAUAUGGAUCCUGCGACAGCUAAGCAGUUCAUUUCAGAAAACAACUACGUUCCCGUUCUAGCGUUCGACCAACUUGGACACCAACGUAAAGCGGGACGUGUGUUUCAAGGAUUUCAGGAGGCCGAGAUUGAUUUUAAGCCUACGUAUAAAUAUGAUCCAGGUACCGACAACUGGGAUUCAAGUGAGAAAUGCAGAGCUCCAGCUUGGUGUGAUCGAAUAUUGUGGAAGGGAGAUAUGAUCAAGUCAGUUAACUACAAAAGUUACCCGGAGUUAAAAAUAUCUGAUCACAAACCUGUUAGCGCGAGUUUUGAUUCUCAGAUACGUAUUAUAGAUACAGCUAAGUAUCGUAAGAUUCACGAGGAAGUUAUGAAGAAGCUAGAUAAAUUAGAGAAUGAAUUCUUACCUCAAGUAAUGGUUGAUACUACGGAUAUUAUAUUUGAUACUUUGAGAUUUCUUGAACCUAGCAGUAAGGAACUUAUUAUUGCUAAUACAGGCCAGGUACCAGUGCAAUUUGAAUUUAUAAAAAAGUUGGACGAUACAAACUAUUGCAAGGAUUGGUUACACAUAGAACCAUAUACAGGUUUUAUAAAACCAGGUGAAAAAUGCGAUAUUAAACUGGAGGUGUAUGUAGACAAAAGGACUGCAUGUAAAUUAAAUUCCGGUGAAGAUAAGUUAUAUGAUAUUUUAGUAUUACAUCUCGAGGGAGGCAAAGAUAUUUUUAUUACUGUGACAGGUACUUAUGAGAGAAGUUGUUUUGGCUCCUCCAUGGAAGCGUUGGUCCACAUUUCCGUUCCAAUUAGAGAAAUUCCAGUUGGGCGAUUAGUCGAAUUGGAAAAUAAUAAGAACCUUUCGCAAGAACCAUAUCCAGUGCCGAAAGAAAUCUGGCAUUUAGUGGACAGACUGUAUCGACAUGGUCUUAAAACACCAGGGCUUUUUGAAACACCAGGUCUUCAUAGUGAGAUAGUAGCUAUUCGUGAUUGGCUAGAUGAAUGUAGUCAAGAUUCCAUGCCUGGUGGUGUACAUUCAGUAGCGGAAGCAUUACUGCUGCUUUUAGAAUCUACUGCUGAACCCUUGAUACCAUAUAAUCUACAUAAUGUUUGUUUAUCUGCAGCAACCAAUUACUUACAAUGCAAACAAAUCGUUAUGCAACUACCCGAGACUAGACGAACUGUUUUUCUCUAUAUCAGCUCGUUUUUACAGGAACUGUUAAGUCAUACGCAGGAUAACGAACUCGAUGCUAAGACUCUCGCGACGCUGUUUGGAUCGAUAUUUUUAAGAGACCCGCCGAGAAGCAGAGACGAUCGCCAUCAAAGAAGUCGCGCUACUCAAAUCACUUUUGAUAAGAAGAAAGCUGCGUUCGUCUAUCAUUUCUUAGUCAACGAUCAAAGCGAUUUUAUAUUGGGUCGAUAAUGAACAAUUUCAACACUUAAAGUUUCUAACACUAGCGGCACUACGCGAAUUUUUUAUUUACAUACACAUUUUAAAAUAGAGGAGAUAAAAUAGAUAAAUCAAUCUUAUUGCAAAUAUUUUCACGCUUUUUAUAAUAACACAGAGGAUAUAGGACACAUGCUUUUUUAUUCGUCACAAUAAAAACACUAUUUUGAAAGUUGCAUAGAUAUGACUUCAAUAAGUAUCUGUCAUAAAUAGUCGAUGAAAUUUUGUAUAAAUAUUAUAUAAUUGAUUAUUAAAAAUAAUUAUUUAUCAAAUGCGCGUGAAAGAUAUUACAAAUCGUUUAACUAAUGGUUGUGCUAAAUUUUCUAAUAUUUAUUUUAACAGAUAAAUGUACCCUUAAAAAAUAUUAGUAAUAAUAAUUAACAGGGGAGGUCACAGUUUUUCUUGUUCUAUUUUGAUGAGCUUUAACAUGGUAAGUCUACAUUGAAGAAAAAGUUGAUCCAUGUUUGAGCUUUUCAUCCAAUGCACUUUAGAAACAUUUUGAUAACAAUUGAUAAUGUAAUUUGUAAGACGUGAAGAAAAGCCCAUUGUUACGCAUUUUGGACCUUUAAGAUUUAUUUUUUUUCAAUGUAGAUUUAUUAUAUUAAAGCUCAUCAAAAUUGGAGAAGAGUGAACUGUGAUUUCUUCUUGUAACUUGUAAGUCUUAAGGCCUAAACACAAUGCUAGGCAACAGGCAAUAGGAACAGGAAAUAAAGAAAGAGAGCAGAAGAUCCUUUCUCUCUUUCAUUAUUUCUGUUCCUAUUGCCUGUUGCCUGGCAUUGUGUUUAAGCCUUUGCAGUUGACAUUUUCUCUACAAAAUACUUUGAAUACAUACACACACACACACACACACACACACACACACACAUAUAUAUAUAUAUAUAUAUAAUCGUAUGCAAUAGAUUUUUGUAGACGAAUAUCGCAAUGAUGAAAUAAAAUCUAAAUAUAAGCAA
Monomorium pharaonis (pharaoh ant) is the source of this 3841-nucleotide messenger RNA. RefSeq names its product inositol polyphosphate 5-phosphatase OCRL (gene Ocrl). NCBI's taxonomy places the organism in Eukaryota, Metazoa, Arthropoda, Insecta, Hymenoptera, Formicidae. The transcript is spliced from 18 exons. Gene Ontology annotation, biological process: signal transduction; phosphatidylinositol dephosphorylation. The coding region runs from base 267 to 2867 and encodes 866 amino acids. The record is from RefSeq and is a predicted model, not a curated record. Gene Ontology annotation, molecular function: inositol phosphate phosphatase activity; phosphatidylinositol-4,5-bisphosphate 5-phosphatase activity. Gene Ontology annotation, cellular component: membrane.